Molecule: messenger RNA, 1762 nt
Organism: Astyanax mexicanus (Mexican tetra)
Lineage: Eukaryota; Metazoa; Chordata; Actinopteri; Characiformes; Acestrorhamphidae
Gene: chrac1
Product: chromatin accessibility complex subunit 1
Exons: 4
Coding region: 376-732 (118 amino acids)
Cellular component (GO): CHRAC; nucleus
Molecular function (GO): protein heterodimerization activity
Source: RefSeq, a predicted model, not a curated record
ACGGAUCUGGCAGUGAGCCAGACUCGUUUGGUUGUAGGAGCGGGAAUAGGGCCGGUGAGGGAGGAGAAUGGCAGGUUGUGCGGUCUAAGAAGAGCAGACGUUUGUCUGAGGAUAGAGAUUCUAGUGGCAGUGGAGUGCGUGGAGAGACUGUGAAGCGUCGUAAGGAGGAAUACCUCAUUUUGAUCCAGUUUGAAUCUGAUUCUGCUGGCGUGCUGAAUCCGGUCAGGUUGACAUCUGAAAUUAAAUCAGCUCUAGGGGAUGUGGCCGGAGCUAAGGUGUUGAGAGGAGUAGGUGGCGGUAAUGCACCUUCAGUUGGUCUGCCAUCCGCCAUAAACCUGAAAGAAGAAGAAGAAGAAGAAGACGGUGUUUGAAAAGAUGUCUGAGAAGAGCGUGGAGGGUAAAGAUGAGCGGGGUGUUAAUAAUAAAACCAUCUCUCUGCCCGUUUCCCGCGUUAAACUGAUCAUGAAGAGCUCUCCGGAUGUCUCCUGUAUAAACCAGGACGCGUUGUUCCUCACCACCAAGGCCACGGAGCUCUUUGUUCAGCAUUUGGCUCUGUCCUCAUACAAUAAUGGAUCUGGCAAAGAGACAAACACACUGUCCUACAGUGAUCUGGCGAACACUGCGGAAGAGACAGAAACCUUUCAGUUCCUUACAGAUAUUCUUCCAAAGAAAAUCCUAGCAAGCGAUUACCUGAAGUCACUGGAGCAAAUGGAGGAAGAUGAAGAAAACUGACAUUGCUGUGCAGCUCUCAAACCACCAAUACAAUAAUCUGUUCAACUUCUUCAUUAGAGCACAGAGACAUAGUAACAAGUUCAAAAACAUCUCGUUCCUCACAACAAAAAGUAAUGGACAAACCCAGGAUGUUGUGCUCCUCACUUCUCCACACCUUGCUUGUUUGAGAGGAAUUUUCCUGGGUCUAGUUUCCCAGAAGCAUCUUAAAAUGAUGCUGGUUUCACUGGUGAAGAGACCGCUUUGUGCUGAGAUGCCUUUGGGAAACCCAGUUCUGUUUGUUUGUUUGUUUGUUUGUUUAAUAGAUUGAUUGAUUGUUUUUCUGUUUAAUUCUGUUGUAGGCAUAUUAAUUGUUACUGGCUGCCUAACCACUAAGGGCUUAGUUAUUACAUCACCACUGAAAUAGGUGUAGGCUAAAUGUAAAAAAGUCUUACCACAGUUUUUUUUUAAGGAACUGCAUAUUUGCUCUUCUAUUCCAUAACUUUAUGCAUAUCUAGUGAGAGCUGACUCAGUUGCAGCUGAGCAACAUCUGCUUUUAAAGUAGUGCUACUCAGGGCAUUAACACUCUCUGUGUCUGUGUGUGUGUGUGUAUAUUUGAAGGGACAUUAUGCUCACUGACUUUUUUUUGUUGUAAAUGCUACAAAAAUGUUGGAUCUGUGUCAUGGUACACAUACUGCAAGAGAAAGAAAUCAAUAUUUGUUUUAAUGGGUUCAUUGUCAUCUCAUUUUCAUUCAAGUUUGACUAAUUUUUCUAAUCUGAUGGUUAAAAUCACACACAGUUGCUGAUGUAAAUUCAUGAAAGUUAAUUAAUAGAUCAGAAUCUGUUCCCGAUAUGUCUGUAUGCAUUGGCUGCUGCUCUUCAGUGUAAAAGGUUUGAGAGGAGAGCUUUAUUAUUCGGUAGUUGGAGGUGAGGUCAUGCACUGAAUUUCAAAGUUGUGAAUAUUUUUACUUGAAAUUUGUACUGCAUCUGACGUUUUGUAUAGUGUACUGUAUGAUUGGUAUGUAGAUGCAAACAAUAAACAUGUGUUUUCUUA